AUGGCCAGUGCGAAAAAACGUAAAGUUGCUAGCGAAAAUAGACAGUUCAGUUCCGUCUGGACCGACGAAUUUUGUUUUAUUUUACCAGACUGUGCCAAUGCUAAGCCAACUUGCUUGCUAUGCUCUCAAACAGUUGCUGUCUGCAAGGUGGCUAACAUCAGGCGGCACUUUGAAACACGCCACAGCGAUUUCAAUGAGAACUUCCCAGCAAAAUCAGAGAUUCGAAGACAAAAGAUUGCAAGUUUGAUUGCCUCCUACAAUCAUUCUGUUACUACUAUCCAUAAGACAACAUCUGCACAGGAAAACGCAACAACGGCGUCUCUGCGCGUAUCAUGGAACUUAGCAAAAGCUAAGAAACCUUUCACGGAUGCCGAGUUGAUAAAGACGUGUGCGAUUGAUAUGGUGGAAGAAGUUUUGAGCCACGAUGAAAAAACAAGGAAAACUGUGGUGGAUUUGUUGAAGCACGUACCAUUAUCGGACAACACUGCAAUGAGAAGGGUGGAGGUUUUAGCGGAGGACUGCUUGUGUGACCUGCUCUCACGUCUGAAGAAAACGGACUUCGUGUCGCUCGCCAUUGACACGUCUUGUGAUAGGACGGACAUCGAGCAGCUGUCCGUGUUCGUGCGAUUUUUUGAUGAGAAGGAUUUUCGAGAAGAGCUGCUUUGUUUGCUGCCCCUACACGGGCGCACGACGGGUGAGGCCAUUUUUAGCGAACUAACUCAGUUCUUUGAAAGAAACGGAUUGGACAUAAGCAAAGUCACGUCUGUUGUCACUGAUGGCGCCCCGUCCAUGGUUGGGCAACAGAAGGGUCUGGUAAGCAGGCUAGCAGCUGUUAUCCCCGCUCUAACAGCAUUUCACUGCAUCAUUCACAAAUCAGUGUUGUGUGCAAAACUGUGUGGGAAAAUGAAAGACACCAUGGAUAACGUGAUGAAGCUCGUAAACUUCAUUAGGGAGAGUUCUAGUUUGCAGCAUCGCCUUUUCAGGGCUCUGCUGGAGGAAAUGUCUGCUGCACAUCAUGACCUGUUGCUGCAUAAUGAUGUGCGCUGGCUUAGCAAAGGCAGAGUGUUUGAGAGAGUGUGCGAAUUACAUGAUGAACUCUGUUCUUUCCUUGGCAACUUGCAAAAUGAAAAGGCUCACUCUUUUCUGAAAUUCCUGAAUGACAGCAAAGAAAUGGCGUUUGUGCAUUUUUUAUGCGACAUCACAUCUCAUCUUAAUCAGCUGAAUUUGCAACUGCAAGGAAAGAAUCAUACCAUUGCAGACAUGUAUGAAGCAGUUGAAGCUUUCCGUUUAAAACUGGACUUGUUUCAGCGAGAUAUACAAGGAAGAAAACUGCACUUUCCUCAGCUGCAGCAACACUGUGAGAAGAACAAAAUGCAAGAGGAUGCUGUGAUGCAAGCAUUCUUGGGAAGACUGAUAGAAAACUUCAAGGUACGAUUUGAGAGCUUCAACCUCUCAAGUGAAAUCCUCCUGUUUUUGCGUCAGCCGUUUUCUGUUUCUGCAGAUGGUCAGUGGACUGCUGAGGCCAAAAGGCUGCUUCCAUCUCUGGAUGAAGCAUCUCUUCAGAUGGAGAUCUUGGAAAUAUCAAAAUCAGAUUUGCUCAAAGAGCAGCACAAGGAUGUUAGUGUGACUGAAUUCUGGAUCAACAUGAUUCCCCAGUUUAGCCAGGCAAGACAGAUUGCAAUGCUGCUUCUCACAGCAUUUCCCUCCACCUACAUCUGUGAGUCUUCAUUUUCUUCAAUGAACAUUAUCAAAAGCCAGGACAGAAAUAAACUCUCCAGUGCACACCUAGAACAGUGUCUUCGCAUUGCCACUACAGAGCACCACCCCAACUUCAGGUCUCUUGUUUCUACCCGCCGCUGUCACUUCUCUCAUUGA
This is a messenger RNA of Pygocentrus nattereri (red-bellied piranha), 1875 nucleotides long. Its product is annotated as protein FAM200A-like. The transcript has a single exon. NCBI's taxonomy places the organism in Eukaryota, Metazoa, Chordata, Actinopteri, Characiformes, Serrasalmidae. The record is from RefSeq and is a predicted model, not a curated record. Bases 1 to 1875 code for a protein of 624 amino acids.